This is a messenger RNA of Rotaria sordida, 7398 nucleotides long. The record is from the annotation of a GenBank genome assembly. Lineage: Eukaryota; Metazoa; Rotifera; Eurotatoria; Philodinida; Philodinidae.
AUGUUUAAAAAUUUAAAAGAAAAGUUAGCAACUCAAGUUACUAAAACAAAUUUAAAUGUAUUACCGAGCAUUCCAUCAUCUGAUUCAGUAUCUAUAUCAAGAGAUUCUGAUACUCGAACAUCUUCAAUUACUAGUCGAGAUGAUAAUCUUGAAAAUAAUCGUUCUCGAUUAGAUUCAGCUUCAAGUGAUAUCAGUCAAUUUAGUGUUAGUCAAAGUUCUAAUUCUAUCAUGACUUAUGUAUCACCACAACGUACUUAUAUGCCACCAUCGGAUAUUGAAUCUGAAUAUGGUGGUGGUGGUGAUGAGAGUGAUCAUGAAAAUAAUGCUAAAAUGAUAAAAAUGCAAAAAUUACUUGCUAUUUAUAAGAAUAAAUUUAAUCAAUUGAAAAAUGCUUAUGAUGAAGUUGAACGAGAAAAAGAACAUAUUAAAAAUAUUUUACAACAAUAUCAAGAUACAUCAAUGAAACGACUUUCAGAAUUACGUGAACAGACUAAACUUGAUCGACAAGCUAAAGAACAACUUGAAUGUUUACAUCAAAAAGAAAUACGAAAACGAGAAAAUAGAAUUGAAGAACUUACAUUAAAACUUACCGUACAACAAGAUCUCAUUCAAUUACCUCAUGAAACAGAUCAUGAAGAAAUUCAAAAACUUCGUGAAAAGAAUUACAAAUUUGAAGCAUUAUUUAAUCAAUGUAAACAUGCUAUAAAAACUCAUCAAGACAAACAAACUGAAUUAACGAAAGAACGUGAUGAUCUUCUUCAAAAAUUAAAUGAAAAACAAACCGUUAUUGAAUCCAUGAUGAAAGCAACUUCAAAAGGAGAAGAUCAUUUCAGUUUGAAGCAUUUUGUAAGAAAUAUUAUGGAUCGUCAUUCAGACGAAAUAUCAACAUCAUCAGUGGAAGUUCAAGAACAUUUUGAUUCGGAUAUAAGUCUUUUAUUACAAGAUAAACAACGUUUACAAGAACAAUUAGAAUUAUCAAAUCUUCAUAUUCGACAACUUGAAAAUGAACGUGAUUUAACAAAACAACAAAUUAAAAUUGAUGAAGAUAUUAAAGAAAAAUAUGAAAAUUUAUUAAUUAAAUUUAAUGAAAAAUUAGAUUAUAUCGAACAAUUAAUUAAUGAUAAAACAAAACUUGAAACAACAAAUGAAGAAUUUCAAAAACAAAUUCAAUCACUUCAACAAGAUAUAAAUCAAUAUACAGAUCUAAAUCUUAUUUUAUCAAAUCAACAAAUGAAUAUUUCUUAUUUAACUGAAGAUUUAAAUAAUUUACGAGCAAUGAUAAAAAAUAUUGAAAAUAUUCUUCCAUCGAAUGAAUCAAUAGAUUUAUUCGAAAGAGUUCAACAAUUAAUUUAUGAUCAUCAAAAUAUUUCUCAAGAAAUUAAUAAUGAAAAACAACAAAAUAAACAAUAUUUCACCACUAUUGAUAAUCUUAAAAAUGAAUAUGAAAAUCGAAUUAAUGAAUUACAACAAACAAAACAACAAUCGAUAGAUGAUGAAGUUAAUCAACUUAAAACUUCUCUCACAAAAUUACAACAAGAUUAUGAUGAAUCUUUUACUAAUUGUACUCAAUUAAGACAAACACUUGAAAAUCAACAACAAGAACAUUUAGAACAAACUACAAAACUUAUCAAUGAAAAGCAACAUGAAUUUAAUAUCAAUAUCCAACAACUACAAGAAGAAAAUCAUCAUCUUAAAUCUCAAAUUGAAGAAAUUGAAAAGUUAAAAGAUUCAUCAAUUCAGUCGUUACAAGAUCAAUAUCAAAAAUCAAUUGAAAUACUAAACUCACAAAUUGAACAACAACAAAUAGAAAUUAAUCAACUAAAACUACAAUUAAAUCAAUAUGAAAACGAAUCUAAACAAAAAACUAUUCAUAUUGAACAACUUGAAAAUGAUUUCGAAAAUCUUAAAUUAUCACAAAGUGAAUUAACUAAGUUACAAGAAGAAUUUAAUAUUACAAAAAAACAAUUACAAGAUAAUAUACAACAACUUGAAGAAAAACAGAACGAAAUUUUACAACUUAAUUCUACUAUUAAUGACAUCAAAGUAAUAAACUCAACCAUCACCGAAGAAAAUGAACACAUUAAAAAACAAUUUGAAGAUAAACAAAAUGAAGUUCUUCAUCUUACGACUGUAAUCGAUGAAAUGAAGGUAAUCAAUGUAGAGCUCAAAAAACAAAUCGAAAACGAACUUGAAGAUAAACAUCAUGAAAUUGUGAAACUCAGUACGACAAUUAAUGAGCUAAACACAACAACCAUUGGAGAACAACAACUCAUUCAAAAUCGACUUGAAGAUAAACAAAAUGAAGUUAGUCAACUUACUGCAACUCUAAAUCACCUACAAGAAACUAAUCAAACAUUAAAUAAUAAAUGUGUAGAAUUUGAAAAACUACUUGAAGAUAAACAAAAUGAACUUCUUCACCUUACAAGUCGUAUCGAUGAAAUAAAAGCUACAAAUGCUGAAUUUAAUAAACAAAUAGAAAAUGAACUUGAAGAUAAACAAAAUGAAAUUAUUAAACUCAAUGCGACAAUUAAUGAAAUAAAUACAACAAUCACUGAAGAACAACAAGUAACUAAAAAUGAACUUGAAGAUAAACAAAAUCAAAUUGAUCAUCUUACUACUAUUAACGAAGAAAUGAAAGAGAAAUAUUCAAAAAUAACUGAAGACCUUGAACAAAUUAAAAAACAACUUGAAGAUAAACAAAAUGAAGUUCUUCAUCUUACGACUCUUAUUGAUGAAACAAAAUCAACCAAUGUCGAAAUCAAUAAACAAUUUGAAAGUAAAUUUGAAGAUAAACAAAAUGAAGUUAGUCAACUUACUACAACUCUAAAUCACCUACAAGAAACUAAUCAAACAUUAAAUAAUAAAUGUGUAGAAUUUGAAAAACUACUUGAAGAUAAACAAAAUGAACUUCUUCGCCUUACAAGUCUUAUCGAUGAAAUAAAAGCUACAAAUGCUGAAUUUAAUAAACAAAUAGAAAAUGAACUUGAAGAUAAACGUCAUGAAAUUAUUAAACUCAAUACGACAAUUAAUGAAAUAAAUACAACAACCACUGAAGAACAACAAGUGACUAAAAAUCAACUUGAAGAUAAACAAAAUCAAAUUGAUCAACUUACUACUAUUAAUGAAGAAAUGAAAGAGAAAUAUUCAAAAAUAACUGAAGACCUUGAACAAAUUAAAAGACAACUUGAUGAUAAACAAAAUGAAGUUCUUCAACUUAUAACUCUUAUUGAUGAAACAAAAUCAACUAAUGUCGAAAUCAAUAAACAAUUCGAAAGUAAAUUUGAAGGUAAACAAAAUGAAGUUAGUCAACUUAUUACAACUCUAAAUCAAUUACAAGAAGCUAAUCUAACGUUAAACAAUAAAUGUGAACAAUAUGAAAAACAACUUGAAGAAAAACAAAAUGAAAUUGAUCGUCUUACUAGCAUUACUGAUGAAAUGGAAGAGAAGAAUUCGGAAAUGACUGAAGACCUUGAACAGAUUAAAAAACAACUUCAAGAUAAACAAAAUGAAGUUGUUCAUCUUACGACUCUUAUCGAUGAAAUAAAAGCAAACAAUGUCGAGCUCAAUAAUAAAUACAAACAAAUCGAAAACGAACUCGAUGAAAAACAAAAUGAAAUCAAUAAUCUUCAAUCUAAAACUAACGAAUUACAACAAAGUAAUACAACAACCAACGAAGAAUAUGAACAAAUUCAAAUUCGAUUUACCGAAAAAGAAAAUGAAAUUAAUCGUCUUACUAAUAUCAUUAAUAAAAUCAAGACUAAUUAUGAAUUAAAUACAGAACAAUAUGAACAAAUUAAAAAACAACUUGAAGAUAAACAAAAUGAAGUUCAUCAUCUUACUACUAUUAAUGAAGAAAUGAAAGAGAAAUAUUCAAGAAUAACUGAAGACCUUGAACAAAUUAAAAAACAACUUGAAGAUAAACAAAAUGAAGUUCUUCAACUUACGAAUCUUAUCGAUCAAAUGAAUGCAAACAAUGUCGAAAUCAAUCAACAAAUUGAAAACGAUCUUGAAGAUAAACAAAAUAAAAUUAUUCAACUUACUAUAACUGUAAAUCAACUAAAAGAAACUAAUCUAACAUUAAAUAACAAAUGUGAACAAUAUGAAAAACAACUUGAAGAAAAACAAAAUGAAAUUGAUCGUCUUACUAGCAUUAUUGAUGAAAUGAGAGAGAAGAAUUCGGAAAUAACUGAAGAUCUUGAGCAGAUUAAAAAACAAUUUGACGAUAAACAAAAUGAAGUUCUUCAUCUUACGACUCUUAUCAAUCAAAUGAAAUCUACCAAUGAUGAAUUCCAUAAACAAAUAGAAAAUGAACUUGAAGAUAAACGUCAUGAAAUUAUUAAACUCAAUGCGACAAUUAAUGAACUAAACACAACAACCAUUGAAGAACAACAGCUGAUUAAAAAUCAACUAGAAGAUAAACAACAUGAAAUUACUCAACUUACUACUGCUAUAAAUCAGCAACAGGAAACUAAUCUAAUAUUGAAUAAUAAAUGUGAACAAUAUGAAAAACAACUUGAAGAAAAACAAAAUCAAAUCGAUCGUCUUACCAUCAUUAUUGAUGAAAUGAAAGAGAAGAAUUCGGAAAUGACUGAAGAUCUUGAACAGAUUAAAAAACAAUGUGACAAUAAACAAAAUGAAGUUGUUCAUCUUACGACUCUUAUUGAUGAAACGAAAGCAACCAAUGUCGAAAUCAAUAAACAAUUUGAAAGUAAACUUGAAGAUAAACACAAUACAAUUAGUGAACUUACUACAGCUAUAAAUCAACUAAAAGAAACUAAUCUAACGUUAAGUAAAAAAUGUGAACAAUAUGAAAAACUACUUGAAGAUAAACAAAAUGAAUUGAAUCAGUUAAAUGUAUCAAAUGAUGAAAUAAAAAUUAAAAAUUCAACAAUGAUUAACGAAUAUGAACAAAUUCAAUUGCAACUUAAAGAAAGUCAAAAUGAAAUAUUUGAACUUAAACAAAUGAUUGAUAAUAUGAAUAUAAGAAAUUCAAAAAUCACUGACGAACAUGAACAAAUUAAUUUACAACUUAAAGAAAAACAAAAUGAAAUUCUUCAUCUUACAGCUUUUAUUGAUGAAAUAAAAGUAAAGAAUUUAACAACUAUCGAAGAACAAGAAUUAGUUAGAAAACAACUUGAAGAAAAACAAAAUGAAAUCAUUCAACUUACAAUUAAUAUUGAUGAACUAAAAGCAACAAAUACAACAAUGACGGAUCAAUGUAAACAAUUAAAACAAACUAUUGAAGCACUCGAAGAAUCACAAAUUAUUGAUCGACAAUUAUUAGAACAGACAAACAAAGAGAUCGAAAUACUCAAACAAAAUCUUUCCGAUGAACAAUCAAAUUCCAAUUCUUUAAAACAUACACAACAAUCAUAUGUCGAACGAUUAACUAUAGAACAUCAACAAAUAAUUGAGAAUUUAAAAUCUGAAUAUCUGUCAAUGAUUAAUGAAAAAAGUGAAGAAAUUGAUAAUCUUCAUCAACAAUUAUUAUUUCAACGUUCUGAAAUUGAUUCUCAUCAAGAUACAAAUGAACAUUUAAGAAAAGAACUUCAUGAAUAUGAAAAAAAAAUUUUACAACAAAAUAUUCAACUUGAUCAUUUACUUGAUGAACAAAAACAACAAUCACAAAUAAUAAUACGUUUAAAAAAUAUACUCAAUGUUGAUACAACUAAUGAUGAUGAACUUCUUGAACAAUUUGUACAUAAAAUGGAACAAUAUCAAUUAUUAAUAGCUGAAUCUAAACGUUUAAAUAAUGAUUUAAUUAAACAAAAAUCAGAACAAAUAAAUACUCAUAAUGAAUUACAGCAAUUAGAACAACAAUAUGAUGAUAUUAAAGAUGAAUUAAAUAAAACUAAACAAGAAUUAAUAAUAAAUAAAAAUAAAUAUGAAAAUCAAUUAAAUCAAUUAAAUCAAUCCUAUGAACAAUUACAAAAAGAUAAACAUUCAAUUGAUAUUCAAUAUGAAAAUAUUCAAUGUCAAUUUAUUGAUAAAACUAAACAAUAUGAACAACUUGAAAUAAAAUUUAAUAAAUCAUUAAUUGAAAAAGAUGAACAGAUAUUUCAAUGUCAACAAGAUUUUCAUCAACAAGAAAUUCUUAAUGAUAAACUUCAUCGUGAAUUAAAUGAUUUACAUGAUGAAUUAAAAACUAAAACAAAUGAAAUUCUUUCAUUACAAACAAAUCUUAAUAAAAUUCAACAAAUAUUACAAUCAAAAAUGGAUGAAAUUGAACAACUUUCACAAGAAAAAAUUUCGUUGACAGAAAAUAAUAAUCAAAAAGAAAAACUUUUAUUUGAACAAAAACAAUUAACGGAAGUACAUACAACAUUAGAAGAAAAAUUUAAUAAUAUUUUAUCAGAAAAAGCUGGAUUAGAAAAUCAAUUAGAUACAAUUAGAUUACAAAUGCAAACAACAGAAACAAAUAUGAAUAAGAGAAAACAAAAUAUAAAUAAACUUGAGCAAGCUGAAAAAAGAAUUAAAGAACUUCAGACUGAAUAUGAUUCGGUGCGAUCAGAAAUUGAAACAUUACAUAAUCAAAUUGUUUCAUUAAGAAAUACUAAUGAAGAAAAUAUUCGUCGUAUAGCUGAAUUAGAUUCUCAAAAAUUAACUUAUGAACAAGAAAAUAUUGAAAAAGAUCGACAAUUAAAAGAAUGUGAUGAAAAAUUUCAAGAACUUCAAUUAACUCUUAAACAAACUCAAGAAAGUGGAAUAAAAUUACGUAAAGCAUUACAUAAAAUGAAAGAAACUAUAACUAAUAAUGAACAAACACAUAAUCAAGAAUUAGAAAUUCGUUUACGUAUGGUUACUGAAGAAUAUGAACAGAAGUUAAACGAACAAGAAGCAGAAUAUAGUACAAAAUUAAAAUCUCUUACUAAAGAAAUGAAUUCACAAAUGGAAGAAAAAGAAAAACAAUUCAAUCAACAACAUCAAGAAUUAAUUGACAGAAGCUAUCAAAAUGAAAAUAAUAUGAAACACAGAAUUAUCGAAGCUGAACAACGAGCAUCAGUCGCUGAAGAACAAUUAAAAAACAAACAAAUAAAUCAACAUCUUAUACAAGAACUUGAAAAUCAAAUAAAUGAUCUUCAAACACAAAUCGAAAGCUUCAACAGUAGAGAAAACAUUCCUAUUCAAACAACUGAUCAUGCUGCUCAAACAAAUAUUGAAGAUUCAAAAUUACAUUCAUCUCUAACGAAUUCCAAUGAUACUUUACAUUCAUUAGUAGUUGAACCAACUGAAAUUGAUUAUUUAAAACAAAUUAUUUUUGCUUAUAUGACAGAAACUGAUCCAAUGACUAUGGUCAAAGUCAUUUGUGCACUGCUUCGUUAUACUGAUGAUGAAAAAUCAGUAAUCAUUGAACAUGAAAAAUAUCGUCAGACUCGUUGGUUAAAUACACCGAGAUAA